Molecule: messenger RNA, 483 nt
Organism: Nannizzia gypsea CBS 118893
Lineage: Eukaryota; Fungi; Ascomycota; Eurotiomycetes; Onygenales; Arthrodermataceae
Exons: 1
Coding region: 1-483 (160 amino acids)
Source: RefSeq, a predicted model, not a curated record
AUGCAAAUUAUCCCUCUCCCAGCACCAGUGGAAGUCAACCAACCUUCCACGAUCCGCUCAACCAUCACCCCAACGUUCGGCUGUGCUCCAUGCCGUCGCUGCCUCAAAAACGCUGCCCUGGACGAAGACGUCCUUCUCAUCUCGUACAACCCGUUCCUCCCUGAGAACCGCGAUACGCCCUAUAGUGGCGCCGGACCGAUAUUCCUGCACGCAAACGAGUGCCCCUGGUUCGUUGACAGCGACGACAGCGACCUGGGCAUUCCGCCGCAGUUUCAUAAUCGUUCACUUACGGCGAGGGCCUAUGAUGCUGGCAACAUGAUGGUCUGGAGCAAGGUGGUGGAGGGAGCCAAGUUGAUGGAAACUCUGGAGCGUGAGGUGUUUGAUGACCUGGAGCUGGAGGUCGAGUAUGUGCAUGUCCACUAUACUGGCCCAGGCUGCUUUGCUUUCAAGGUCAUCGAGGAAGAUUACCUUAUGUUGAAGUGA